This is a messenger RNA of Acanthopagrus latus (yellowfin seabream), 4923 nucleotides long. It is a transcript of the gene lrrc9, whose product is annotated as leucine rich repeat containing 9. NCBI's taxonomy places the organism in Eukaryota, Metazoa, Chordata, Actinopteri, Spariformes, Sparidae. The coding region runs from base 157 to 4641 and encodes 1494 amino acids. The record is from RefSeq and is a predicted model, not a curated record. Gene Ontology annotation, molecular function: protein binding. The transcript is spliced from 32 exons.
AGACGCUUCUGCUUGGAGACAGCUAACAAAUGUUAGCAUGAAUGGGUGGCGUCGUGGACGUGCUAGCUCACUAACCUCAGUUUUAAGUUACCAUACUUUUAAUGUCUGCCAUACUUACUGCCACGACUUGUUCUUCAGUCUCCCUAUUAUGGAACUAUGAGCGAGAGACAGAAGCACCGUGGGGACGAGGAGCUGGUCAAAGAGCUAUGCUUGGCUAAUGGAGUGUCCUAUGAAAAAAUUGCGCAAGUAGGAAGCAACAUCACCUCCCUGGAGAUGUUCUUCUCUGGUUUUCCUCGCAUGGUCGGGCUUUCCUUCUUCCCAAGGCUGUGCCGGCUUACCAUCGUGGGCCAGAACAUAAAACACAUUGAGGGGCUUGAGUGCUGUCCUCUGCUUCAGGAGCUCUGGGUAGCCGAGUGCCAUCUGACAGAAAUAUGUGGACUACAGAAUUGUCUGCAAUUAGAGAAGCUCUAUCUGUAUGAUAAUCAAAUCUGUGAAAUAAAGAAUUUAGAAUUGCAGACCAGCCUAGAAGUCCUGUGGCUCAAUAAUAACUGCAUAACUCAGAUACAGGGCUUGAACACGCUUCAAAAUCUCAAAGAACUAAACCUCGCUGACAACGAUAUUGAAAAGAUUGGACAUAGCCUUGAUCCUAAUGUGAGCCUUCAGAAUCUUAAUCUGUCCGGGAACAAGAUAAAUUCCUUUAAGGAAUUGACCCUGCUUGCCCACCUACCCCACCUACAAGAGCUAGCACUAAAGGACCCCACAUCUACCCCAAACCCGGUGUGUCUGCUGUGUAACUAUGCAACACAUGUGCUUUAUCAUGUGCCGGGCCUUCAGCGACUCGAUACCUAUGACGUCUCAAGCAAGCAAGUCAAGGACACAGCGGAGUCCACAGUAAUGAAGAAAAUGAUGUACUACAACAUGCGUGUACGCACUGCUCAGAGGAACCUGGCAGAGGCCCAACUCAGACUGACGGAGAGAAAGAAAACGAUGUUACAGCUACCCGAAGAAUGCAUAAGAACAAUCACUCAAGCCACCAAGAAUCUGGAACGUGAGCUCUCCAAGGUGCCAGCUGGUCGUAAGAAGUCGGCCUGCAUGUCAGAGGAUGGAUUCGGCCACCUGGUUGAAGGUGACCCAACCACUGACAUUGGUUGCGAUCCUGCCCUGGAGCACAAAAUCCUCACCAAGAUCGAAGCACUGAAGGAGAGACUGGUGCUAUGGACGAGGAGGCUGGAUGAGAUUGAAGCCUGGUAUGAGCAGGAAUCAGUCCAAGCCUCAAACAUGAUGGAAUAUACUGUCCAGUUCCUGCUGAUGGAGCUAGAAAGUGUUGGAAAUAUUCGUUUGGAAGAGGGCUGCCCGACAGACCCUUGGUUCACUUCCUGUUGCGACCUCUUGCUGGCCCGCUUCUCUCAGUCAGACUUUAAGGGUCACAACAUAACUGGGAUUAAGAUCAAUCGAGUCAUCCGCAUCCACAACAGUGCUUUGAGACUUCGCUUUGAGGACAAACUCCACACCCUUCUAACCAGCGAAAAGUCUGCUACCUUUUCACGGAAUUACCGGCGUUGGCUGGAGUACUUGUUCUACACAGCUGACCCUGAGAAAAAUAAUGAGAAGGAGGACAUUUUGCGCAUUGUAGAGGAAGGCUUCAAAGCAGCAGAACAAUAUAAGGCCUUGGAAAUAGAAUGUGCUAUACCUUUAUCGAAUAGCCUUAGUGUGACUGAACAGCCCAGAAUUGAACACACACUGCGCCAGGCCAGCCAAGGCAAUUCUGAGCACAGCACGGACACAAUCCCCUUCAGGCACGGUAAGCUCAUUGUUUCCAAAGUGUUCGUGGGCCACAGCAUGCCUAUUCGAGAGGGAGAUCUGGUAGAUAGGAGCAGCUAUCCCAGAUUCUACUCUGUGUAUCACAAUGUGGACACCAACAACAGAACUGCAGUGAGUGAAGAGAGACCUCGCUUUUCCAAAACACACGCUGUCCCUGAGUGUGGUCCCAGACAAAGACAGUGGUUUGUGUUUGAACAUGAGCUUGUCCUGCCUGAGUACAUCAUAUAUUUUGAAUACAUCACCGAGGAUGAAGAACAAACUGCAUUGCUGGGCCACAGUCCAGGCAGACACGAUAUCUCUUCCAAUGAUAUCAUCCUUGACAAAGAAGCCCUCAACAUGGAACCUGUGCUGAAACCACAGCCCACAUUGUUGAGUUUGGAUGACAAAAUUCUUCUUAAUGUGGCCAGAGCCAAUGUACUCAGUCAGAUCACUGUGUUGAACCUUCAUGGCAACAGUCUGAGCAAAAUAAAGGAGAUCUCCCGCCUCACAGCUCUGCGGCAUCUUACCAUCAGCUUCAAUGAGUUCACAUGCCUGGAUGACAUUUCUCACAUGCCCAACCUUGAGUUUUUAGAUGCUAGCUUUAACAACAUAGUGACCCUGGAAGGGCUGAGGGCCUUGGGUCAGCUCAAACAGCUUGAUGUGCGCUGGAACAAGUUGACCAGGGCCAGAGAGGAUACGGCUGUGCUAAGAAAACACACACCUGCCCUGCUGAAGCUUGACACCCGAUACAACCCCUGGAACAGGCCCAAAGCACACAGAAUGACCAUACUGGGCCGUCUCACGACUCUCACACACCUGGAUGAUAAGAUGGUUGCAGAGGAGGAGGCUGCUGAGGCUGUUCUGGUGGCUGCUGGAUGCAAAAUUAACAAGGCAUCUCUUCUGGCUCACUCACGGACCAACAGUGAGCGUCCCCGCAGUCUCAGUCAGCUGUCAACAGCCCAGCUCCUGUGUCUUCUCAGUCCUGCGUCCUGGGGCCUCGGUAAAGAACUGGAUAUAUACUGGACCACAAAGAUCACCACCCUGAAUUUGGACAGCCAGAGUAUCCCCAAACUGAUCAAUCUGAAUAAGCUGGUGAACCUGCGUUGGGCCUCCUUUAAUGAUAAUGACAUUUCUAAAGUGGAGGGUCUUGACAGCUGCUCCAAGCUGGAGGAGCUCUCCCUCAACAACAACAACAUCAGUACACUCAGUGGCCUGCCAAAACUCCACUGCCUGAAUAAACUGAGCGUAGAUGGCAAUCAGCUGUCCAGUCUGGAUGCUUCAGUCCUAGAUCAGCUGCCCAACCUGUCAUUCCUGUCUGUGGAGAACAACUGUAUCAGUUCCCUGCAUGGCAUCCACAGAGUUCGCUCCCUCCUUGAGCUCUACAUCGGCAACAACCAAAUUUCCACAUCACAAGACAUCUACUAUCUGAAGGGAUUGACAAAUCUCAUCAUUCUUGACCUUUAUGGGAAUCCUUUACUGGAGAGACUGGAAAACUAUCGGAUUUAUGUUGUUUUCCAUCUUCCCUCUCUAAAAGCUCUGGAUGGAAUUGCAGUGGAGGUAACUGAGUUUAAAAGUGCAAAGAACAUGUAUGGAGGAAGACUAACCAGUGACAUGGUAACAGAGAAGCUGGGCCACUCAAACUACACAGACAUCACCUACCUCGUCCUGCAGUCCUGCUCCAUUAGGACGGUUGAUCUGUGUCCGGCAGACCUUUUCUGUAACCUGCUCAGUGUCAACUUAGACCACAACAACCUCACCUCUUUCUCCGGCAUCAUCUACCUGCCUAAGAUCAAAGCUCUAUGUCUAAACUACAACCACAUUGAGUCCAUCCUGCCCAGACAGAAGAAUCAUCUGACAAACAGACAGAUACUGUACAGCAAAGUACAGUCCAGUGGCUACGGCCAACAGGGCCCACCCAAAGGCAAAGGGGAAACUGGGCCCACUUGCAGUCUGGAGCCACUGAUGGACAGCCUGGAGGUGCUGUAUUUGAGUCACAAUGGAAUCUCCAAUAUGGCCAAUCUGCAGCUCAGCAGGCUAACCAAUCUUAAAGCGCUCUUUCUUCAAGGUAAUGAGAUCAGCCAGGUGGAAGGACUGGAGGGGCUUCAAAAGCUCAGAGAGCUUGUGUUAGACAGGAACCGGAUCAAAGCUCUGGCCAGUAAUUCCUUCGUAGGCCAGAACCUACUGCUAGAACUGCACCUAGCAGAGAACCGGAUCCGGGAGCUCAACCAUCUAGAUCCUUUGAUUGAGCUCCGCAAGCUCUUUCUUGGCAAGAACAAGCUGCAGGACAUCACAGAGCUUGACAAACUAGAAGUCCUUCCUUCACUGACGGAGCUCUCCAUCGUUGGCAAUCCUGUGGCCAAAAAUUCUCUCUACAGACCAGCAGUGGUGCUCUGUCUAUCUCAGCUGCAAGUGCUAGAUGGAGUGAUGGUUACCCUUGAGGAAAGGACCAGGGCUGAACUCCAUAUUACCGAUCAACCACUAUGCUCUCAGUGCCCUGGUACAACUGAAAUAAACCUACCUGGACUGCUACCCCUCAUGCCCCGACACACCCCAAUAAGAGGAAUAAGUACAGGACUGCAGAACCUCAUCCACGGCCAUGAUGUCCCGGCAAGUAACAUGGACGAGGCCCAAUCUCAUUACACUGACAAAAACAAGAAGCACAGGCACAGUAAUGGUGCUCGAAGUGGCCAAACUGGCAUCCCCUUUGGACACAUUCGAAGGACAGGAAACAACCCGACGACCACAGGCCUUCUUCCAGACGGGAACAGAGUUAUCAUCACGUUUCCCAUCCAGGAGCAAGACAGCAGAUUUCCAAAUGGUGGCAAACCUCCACCCAUGUAGCAGCCAGAAGAGGUGAAGCAUGCACUGAUACUUGUCAGCGAUCAAACCAUAGGUGAACGUAUAGGACAGCACCGACAGUGGUUUGGUCUUAGAUCAAAUUGUUUAAGGACAUAACUUGAUGAAGGGGUUCUCUGUCUCUUUGUAAGUGUGCCUUAAUGUACAUAAGCAUUGCCUACAUUUGUACAUUCAAUGAGGAAAAAGUCAGAACACAGGAUAAUUCAAGUGCCUCUGCUUUUAUUAUCUGGUGAUGAAUAAAGAAAUAAAACAUCAAACAUCAAAAUA